Messenger RNA from Rhizoctonia solani, 1326 nucleotides. RefSeq lists its product as uncharacterized. The transcript is spliced from 16 exons. NCBI's taxonomy places the organism in Eukaryota, Fungi, Basidiomycota, Agaricomycetes, Cantharellales, Ceratobasidiaceae. Bases 1 to 1326 code for a protein of 441 amino acids. Gene Ontology annotation, cellular component: nucleus. The record is from RefSeq and is a predicted model, not a curated record.
AUGGCCAAGACUUCGCCUUCCAAGCCCAAGUCUAGUGAUGGUAAACCCAAGUCUAGAUCCAAGCCUGCGUCCAAGGUGAGAGAGAGAGGAUGCUCGAUCCAAGCCAGAAAGCGAUUCGGAGCAGAAACCUACAAGCCUAAAUCCGGAGCUAAAAAGAGCAAAAAGGCGAUCGGCGAAAGUGAAAGCGAGGGAGAAGAUAAGGCUCCGCCGGCUAUACAGAAGUCUAAAAAACGUAAAGCCGACUCUGAAGAGGAUGAAUCUUCUCCGCCUCCAGCUUCCAAAUCACGUAAACGCAAGUCUGAGGGUGGAACUGAAAAACCAAAGACUGGUAAAAAGCCUAGGGCCUCUACCAAGUCCAAGGCUCAAGUCGACUCGGACGAAAGCGAGCCCGAAGCCCCGCAGCCUUCCAAAUCUAAACGAAAACAAAAAGAGGAAAGUCCUACGAGCGAUGUGAUGGAUAUGGACGGCGAGCCUGAACUUUCAGAUGAGGAAGAAUCAUCUGCACCAGCCAAGGGCGCCAAAAAGGAACGGAAGCGUAAACAGGCUGCAGUAAUUAAGUCGCGCGAGUUUAUUGAGGAUUCGGACGAUGAGGAAUCAUUCAAUGCUCCUCCCCCGCCCACAUCUACUUCUGGCAAAGCCAAGGCUGCCAUAUCAAAAACGAAUACGCCGAAGACUCCAAGCAAGUCCAAGGGAAAGGUUAAACCAAAGGAUCAUAACAAGGGAAAGGACACAGAUGGUGACGGCGAUUUGCGGAGCGAGUCGGAGAUCGAUGUACUGCUUGAGCAAAACUCAUCCCCUGCAAAAGGAGCAGAGAAGGAUGGUGCCAAAGGACGGGGCAAAUCCAAAUCUGACGCUAAGGAACCUAAGGAGCCCAAACCCAAAAAAUCACGAGGAAAGGAACUUAGUAAGGACGAAGAGGCGAUCAAAAGGCUCAAGUCCUUUAUCGUUGCUUGCGGGGUGCGCAAAGUAUGGUCUAAAGAAUUCAAAGACAAGCCAAACCCAAAUCAGCAAAUCGCACACUUGAGAAAUAUUUUGACAGACCUCGGAAUGGGCUCCCGCCCAAGUAUGGAACAAGCACGCGCCAUCAAAAUACGCAGGGAACUUGCCCAAGAACUUGAGGAUGUCAAAGAGUUUGAUGCUGUUGUAAAUGCACCCCGUAGAGGUCGCGCUGCUGCACCUAGACAUUCACUUGCCGAACCUGGAGGAGCCGCGGAUCCCAAAAGCGAGGAUGAUGAGGAUGAAGACGAUGACGAAGAAGAGAAGCCUGUACCAAAAAGGAAAUCUGCGUUUAGUUUCUUGGCAGGUCAAAGUAGUGAUGAGGAAUAG